This is a messenger RNA of Arctia plantaginis, 900 nucleotides long. Lineage: Eukaryota; Metazoa; Arthropoda; Insecta; Lepidoptera; Erebidae. The record is from the annotation of a GenBank genome assembly.
AUGUCGUUUGUCGACUCAUACCGCAAGUUCAUGGAACGCAACAGCGAUCCCCGAACUGAGAACUGGUGGCUCAUGUCGGGACCAGGACCGCUACUCACAAUUCUGGCUACCUACCUGUACUUCUGUAAUUCCGUGGGACCACGGUACAUGAGAGACAGGAAACCGUACGAUCUGAAGAACGUCAUGAUUGUCUACAACAUAUCACAGAUAUUGAUGAGCAUCUACUUAGUUUAUGAGGGUCUAGUCGCCGGAUGGUGGAACGACUACAAUUUCUCAUGUCAACCAGUAGAUUACUCCGACAGCCCUCAAGCGAAAAGAAUGGCAGCAGCUGUAUGGUGGUACUUUGCAGCGAAGAUUAUUGAGCUGCUAGAUACUAUCUUCUUUGUGUUAAGAAAGAAGAAUAGGCAAAUCAGUUUCUUGCAUCUGUACCACCAUUUCAUGAUGCCCAUCUGUGCUUGGAUCGGUGUUAAGUUCUUACCAGGAGGUCACGGAACUCUCCUUGGAGUUAUCAACUCCUUCAUACACAUCAUCAUGUACUCGUACUACCUAAUCUCCGGACUUGGACCUCAGUAUCAAAAGUACCUGUGGUGGAAGAAGCACCUCACCACCAUGCAACUGAUUCAGUUCUGCAUUAUCUUCUAUCAUAACUUCACCGUUAUGUUCAGCGACUGUAACUACCCUAAAGGCAUUAAUUUCUUGCUCUCUCUCAACGCUGGUCUCUUCCUUUAUAUGUUCGGUAUGUUCUAUUACAACAGCUACGUCAAAAAUAGGAGAGCUACUCCGAAUCACGAAGGUACCAAAGUGAGAUAUACUGUCACCAAUGGAAUUACGAAAAAUCCUAUUGCCAACGGUAAUACGACAACGGAUGUGGUUACAAAUGGUAAAACGAAAGAGUGCUAG